Oppiella nova is the source of this 1383-nucleotide messenger RNA. The record is from the annotation of a GenBank genome assembly. NCBI's taxonomy places the organism in Eukaryota, Metazoa, Arthropoda, Arachnida, Sarcoptiformes, Oppiidae.
ACGUGGCAGCUCAUCAAUACACUCAUAGCGCUGACCCAACAGCCGGAACCGGUAGCCGUUGUGUUGACUAUACAUCAGCCGAGUGCCAGACUUUUCAAUCUGUUUCACGCGAUAUACUUGUUGUCGGCGGACGGGCAGUGCAUAUACAACGGCCCCCCAAAGGCCAUGAGAUAUACGUUCAACGAGUGCGGACUGGAGUGCCCGCAGUUCACCAAUCCAUCCGACUUUGCUCUGGAGGUGGCCUCCAAAGAGCAUGGGGUGGACAGACUGGUCACCCUGGCCACUAUUGUUAAGACUGAUGCCAAACAAAUGCCCGCAAAUAAGUAUAGGAUUAAUAAUAAUCACGAGUUUCGCACCUUAAGGGAUGUUUACUUACUUACUGUUAGGUCCUUCCAGACCAUGAUUAGAGACCCGUUUAUGCUUCCCAUGAGAUUCUUCGGCUACAUUAUCGUGGCUCUUCAGAUAAGCCUACUGUUUGGCACAGACAGUGGUGUAUUAUCCGGUUGCCCCUCCGACUAUGGUGUAGGGGAUGGCAGUAAUCUGAUUCAGAAGGCCCUCGAGACCGCCGCCGACCUCUUCGAGAACUGCUGCGGAUUGGCCUACAUUUGUCUGUUUGGGUGGUUUGGCGGCAUAUUUCCCGUACUCUUGAUAUUCCCCAUAGAGUUGAAUGUAUUUCUUCAGGAGUAUGGGAACGGCUACUACUCGAUCUUCUCAUACUUCAUGUCCAAAGUGUUGAGUGACAUCCCCUUUAGCCUAAUAUUGCCUAAUUUGACCGCCUUUCCCGUAUACAUACUGACCGGACAAUACAUGGGCGACAUUUGGCGUGUGUUUAACUUUGCCUUCAUUUUCAUACUAAUCUCAUUCAACUCGAGUGCACUGGGAUUCCUAAUAGGGGCCUCCCUGUCCGACUAUCCCGGUGCUAUCGCAUUCAUGGGCAUGCUAUCAUUGGUACCGUUAAUCCUGUUAUCGGGUAUUAUGAUCAACCUAAAAAGAAUGCCCAUUUAUUUCCAGUGGAUAACAAACAUCAAUUAUAUCCGCUUUGGUCUGACCUCCUGUCUCAUCAAUAGCUAUGGGUUUGGGAGGUGUGACCAAGAGGUAGGCGCUCACAACGGGACGUUCAACAUAUUGGACGCCAUUCCCGGCGAUAAACUCAUGGAAAUCGCGUCGUCCGACAAAAUUGAUUCCCAAUUACUGUUGAAAUCCAUUAAUUCAUUGAUAACCGGCGGUAAAGAUGGCGAAAAUAUAUCCAUUAUUAUGGAUAUGUUCUCAUUAACCGAUUCAGACUAUUAUUUCUGUAUAUUUAUGCUGUUUAUCCACUUUAUUAUCUACCGUUCCCUCACUUAUUAUGUGAUCCUCACGAAAGGGGUCUCAAAGACCAAGUGA